UACGGUGAUCAAGGCUGCCAUGCGGAAGUACCCAAACCCGAUGAACCCGUGCGUGGUGGGCGUGGACGUGCUGGAGCGCAGCGUGGACGGCUGUGGGCGCCUGCACAGUCUGCGCCUGCUCAGCACCGAGUGGGGGCUGCCGGUCCUCGUGCGUGCGAUUUUGGGAGCCAACAGGACCUUGACAUACAUCAAAGAGCGCUCUGUCGUGGAUCCGGCUGCAAGGAAAAUGGAGCUGUGUUCCACCAAUAUCACACUCACAAAUCUGGUGUCAGUGAACGAGAGACUGGUGUACACACCUCAUCCAGAGAACCCUGAAAAGACUGUGCUCACCCAAGAAGCCAUCAUCACUGUGAAGGGGAUUAGCCUUGGGAGCUAUCUGGAAAGCCUAAUGGCUAACACGAUAUCCUCCAAUGCAAAGAAGGGGUGGGCUGCCAUUGAGUGGAUAAUCGAACAUUCCGAGAGCGCCAUAAGCUAACAGGUCUGCACCCGUGCCUGCUGACACAAGGGGACAACCGCAGCAACUUCUUAACCAGUCCGAUAUCUCACCAAAAAGAGUCAAAGAAGAAAGGAAAGAAGAAAGGAGGAAUGGAUGGACAAAGAAGAAGAAAGGCAAGUGUGGAUGUGGUUCCUGCUAAGUCUGGAAGAGGCAGGACCUGCUGGAAUCUUCCCAGUCCAUGGUGACCUCCAGUACAGCAUCAGGCCCAGGCACCAGCAGUUCGAGGCUCUGGUUCCUGGGAGUGGUGUGGAGCCCUCCUCUGCCAGGCUCUGCUGCAGGUACUGUGCCAGGAUGGGACAGUACUGCCCCUGCGUUGGUUUUCAGCUUUCACCUGCUUCCUCUGGCAGGAGUGCCACCCCCAACUGCUGAGUCCAGUUACCUCAUGCCCUGCCAGCUAAGCCAGGGCAGGUCCCCCAAACCUUCCCCGGGGCCUGGCUGCUGUCCUCUGUUCCUGGUGGCCCUACGUCCUUCUAGUGUUCCACUUGCCUCUGUGAAGAAGGUGAAUAAGAAGUUGCUUUCUGACCCUCAGGGUCCCCAUCAUGUACUGUAUCUUUAAAAACAAAAAGAGAGAUGCAGAACUUUAUGCAGAGGCUACUGUGGGUUCCAGCGGCAACUGGGAUUUUCAAGCUCAAACUGGCCUUGAACUCCCUGUGUAACUGAAGAUGACCUUGAACCCUUGCUCUUCCUGCUUCCAACUUCCCAAGUGCUGGGAUUACAGACUUGGGCCACUAUCCUUGGCUCUUUUUGGUUAUUGUUGUCGUUGAGACAGAUCUUGCUGUGUGGCCCUGGCUGUUCUGAAACUCAUGGCAGUCCUCCUGCCUCAGCAUCUCAAGUGCUGGAAUCACAGGUGUGCAGCGCCAUGCCUGGGCUGGUAUUCUUGUCAAGUCCUUACUAUCUUUCUCAGCUUCUCCCAACUAAAAAGAGAGGGUGGGGAGCUCCUGCUGCGUGACAGAGAGCCCUCCGGCUAAUUCUCUCCCUCCCGCGGUCCUGGGGUCCUGCUGGCUGUGGGUGUGGCUUUGUGCUCCCGGCCUAGUUGAAACCCCUCCCGCAAGCCCACUUUACCUCCUGCCUCGGUUCUGUGUUCCUCACUUUCUCUUUGUGGUAGUCUUUU
Messenger RNA from Peromyscus eremicus (cactus mouse), 1607 nucleotides. It is a transcript of the gene Prelid3a, whose product is annotated as PRELI domain containing 3A. Gene Ontology annotation, biological process: phospholipid transport. The coding region runs from base 20 to 475 and encodes 151 amino acids. The record is from RefSeq and is a predicted model, not a curated record. The transcript is spliced from 6 exons. Gene Ontology annotation, cellular component: mitochondrial intermembrane space. Gene Ontology annotation, molecular function: phosphatidic acid transfer activity. NCBI's taxonomy places the organism in Eukaryota, Metazoa, Chordata, Mammalia, Rodentia, Cricetidae.